AAGUCUCCAUUUGUUACACUAACACACACAAGUUCCCAUCUUCAUCAUAAGCCUUGCCAUCAGAGAGAAAGAGGGUCACUCUGCAAUGGUUUCUAAGCUUGGUGGUGACAUGGAGGAUGCUGGAACUGGGCCUGGAACUAGGCCCAUCUGAAAUUCUGAACAAUAUUCAUCUCUUCCUUCUUCUAAUAAGGUUGAAAUUCCUAGCUAAGAAGAAGGUAGUGUAAGGCAGAUUUUUGAAGAUGAAAGAAAAUUUUUGUGAAGUAGCAUAUACUUUCAACUAGUUUGGUUCUUCUGGGUGGAGUUCCUUCACUUGGUGUUUAUAGUCAUGGACCCGUUUUGGGUUUAUACUUCUUUUGGAUCCAACCAUCUCAAAUGUGCAAAGAGCCAACUAGAGAAGGUGGGGAUUGGUUUUUUUCAUUAUUAUGAAGUUUGAGGUGAAAAAUGCCCAUGAGUUGUGAGCAACUGAUUUUGCUUACAAAAGUUUGGUUCAAAAGAAAGGAUCUAGUAAUAGAAGCACUUUUGACUAUGACAUUUGUGUCCUGAAAUUUCCCUUUUUCCUAUGAAUCAAGGAGCACAAAGUGUCUGAGUUGAAUGGCUAAAUCCUCUUUGCAAUUCUGAAAUCUUAUUGGUCCUGGAUAUUAGCCAAUUUCUUUUGACACCAGACAGACCUGAUAGAGUGUCAGGAACUAUUGUGGAGGAAGAUCUCCUUUGUUAGUGUAACCCUCACUCUUAGAACAGGAAGCUCUCUUCCAGCAGUUAUUUAAGAUUCAGUUGUACUGGGCAAAUCUCCUUUGGCAAAAGUUUCUUAAUUUCAUUUGGUUAGAUUUCAAGUAGUAGAAGUACAUGAAAAACAAUUUUUGCCUUCUUAAAAUAUCAUUCAGCUUUCAAAAAACAAGUGUUAUCAUUCAGAGGUAAUUUCACUAGGAACUCCACCCUUUCUUGGGGGCAAAUCUCCUUUGGCAUCUUUUAGAUUAUCUUGGUUUGUUUCCUCUAAUAGCUAGACUUUUCUCUGGAUAGUUUUGCUUGUAGAAAUUUUUGUUGUUGUAAGUCUCUUCCAAAGGUUCAAUCUGUGAAAAUUCCAUUCAAGUCGGGCAUAUCUCCUUUGGCAUUUUGGAGUCCUUGAUUCCUAUAAUUGGGUUGUAUUAUCCUCAGAAAAUCUCCUUUGGCCUCAAAUCUUCAGUUUCAAAGUUCAGAAUAAUCAUUUGGAGAAACUGUUUGUGACUAAAAUCAGUAUCAAUUAGAAAUAUUUUGUACUACAACAGUUAUCCAUUGAAAUCAAUAGUGGCAAAAGUUUUGUGAUCACUAUACACACACUGGGGUUUGAUGCUUCAAUUUGCUUGAGAAGGUAUAUAAUUGAUGGAUCCUAUCAUUAGUGAUUCAGACUGGGAGAUUUCCAGUGACAGCAACAGCAGUGAGGAUCAAGAGGAAAUAGAUUUUCUAUAUGGUGGAAAAGCUCAGAGUAUAUUAUCAAGUUUAGAAGAAACCAUUGGAAGGAUUGAUGAUUUUCUUUCAUUCGAGAGAGCAUUUGUUCAUGGAGAUGUGGUCUGCUCCUUGUCUGAUCCGUCUGGACAAAUGGGUAGGGUAACAAGUGUUGAUGUGUUUGUGGAUUUGGAAAAUGUUAAAGGAAAAGUAAUAAAAAAUGUAAACUCGAGGAAGCUUUUGAGGAUUCGCUCCAUUUCUGAAGGUGAUUAUGUAAUUAAGGGACCAUGGCUUGGUAGAGUUCAAAGGGUGGUAGACAAAGUCACUGUAUUGUUUGAUGAUGGAGAUAAAUGUGAUAUCACUGCCUUGGAAAGAGAGAAAAUUUUACCACUGACUGGUAAUUUUACUGAAGAUUCACAGUAUCCAUACUAUCCUGGGCAGAGAGUAGAAGUUAAAUCCUCCAAUGCUUCUAAACCAACUAGAUGGCUGUGUGAUACUUGGAAGCGCAAUCAUGAUGAAGGAACUGUUUGUGCUGUGGAAGCAGGCAUGGUGUAUGUUAAUUGGAUUUCUUCUGUUCUUAUGAGUUGCAAUUUGAGUGUGAGCACUCCUCAAUGCUGGCAAGCUUCUGAAAAUUUGACUGUGCUAUCUUGUUUUUCACAUGCAAAUUGGCACCUUGGAGAUUGGUGCAUGCUUUCAGUUGUAGACAAAGAGGAAGAGGCUAUUCAGAAUGCACCUAUAUGUGAUCUUACCAUGGAGCAAGGUGUGUCCAGAGAGUAUAAGAGAAAUAACUUUAACUCUCACAUUGGUGAGUUGUUUAUAAUUGGGAAGAUAAAGACCAAAGUUGAUGUUGUGUGGCAAAAUGGUGAACAUACUUUGGGAUUGGAUCCAGAGAAUUUACUGCCUGUGAAUGUUAUAAACAAUCAUGAGUUUUGGCCACACCAGUUUGUGCAGGAAAAAGGUGCUUCUGAUUAUCCUCUUAAAACUAGAAGUCAAAGAUGGGGUGUUGUCCAAUGUAUGGAUGCAAAGGAGCGUACAGUAAAGGUACAAUGGAAAACUAUUUCCAUAUCCAACCCAGAUAAUUUGACUGGAGAAAAAUUGGAGGAAACUGUGAGUGCUUAUGAACUUGUAGAGCACCCAGAUUACUCCUGCUUUUUUGGUGAUAUUAUGUUCAAAGCGGCUCAAAAACAGCUUGGCAACCAAGCUGAUAAAGAAACAGCAAAAUCAGUGACAGACUUGAAUGCAGAGACUUUUCCCAAAGAUGGGAACCAAAUGGGUUAUCAGGACGAUUUCCCUGAUAACUAUUUCAUGUCCUGUAUUGGCAAUGUUACUGGUUUCAAAGAUGGCAAUGUGGAGGUGACAUGGGCAACUGGUUUCACAACUAAGGUUGCACCAUAUGAAAUUCUUCGAAUUGAGAAACACGAAGAUUCAACUGUAACCACCACUCCUUACGAAACAAAUGUUGAAGAAUUAACUCAGGAGAUGAUUGAACAUGAGACUCUGUAUUCAAACCAGAAGGGAAACGAUCUAUUAAAUGGUGAUGUUAGUAGAGAGAAUUGUGAAAAGAAUCUUGGGGAAUGUAGUUCUUUUUCCCUUCCUCGAGCAGCCUUUGAACUUUUCUCCAGCAUUAAAGCCAGCAUAUUCCAAACAUUCAGUGGAGCUCUACUCUCAAGAGCAGUUUCCUCGUUACCUACAUUUGAAAAUGAGAAUGGAUACGAUUUUGUUGAUAAGAAAGAUUUGGAAACUUGUGAUAUCUUUGCUGAACACCAUCCAAUGACUGAGCUGCAAUCUACUGAAGACAAAAGUUCAUAUCCUGAAACUAUAAAGACUCAUGACAAGAAUGAUUUUCCAUUUUCUUUAGACUCCAACAGUCCAAACCAGUUCAAGCAGUUCGAUGUGAUAGAAAAUUGCCCUGAUCACCAUUUUUUUGAUGAGGGAAAAGGGUUGUCUAUAUCACAGGUAAAAAGAGGUUGGGUGAAAAAGGUUCAGCAAGAAUGGAGCAUCCUAGAGAGAAAUCUUCCAGAAACUAUUUAUGUUCGUGUUUUUGAAGAAAGAAUGGAUCUCAUGCGAGCAGCUAUUGUUGGUGCUUCGGGCACCCCUUAUCAGGAGGGGUUGUUCUUUUUUGAUAUAUGCUUCCCUCCGGAGUAUCCCAAUGAACCACCCAUGGUGCACUACAAUUCUGGAGGGCUCCGAUUAAACCCUAAUUUGUAUGAGUCAGGAAGAAUCUGUCUGAGUCUCCUUAACACUUGGACAGGCACUGGCACUGAAGUGUGGAACCCUGGAGCCUCCACAAUUCUCCAAGUUCUUCUCUCUCUACAGGCACUUGUCCUUAAUGAGAAGCCUUAUUUCAAUGAGGCUGGAUAUGACCAACAAAUUGGCAGGGCAGAGGGAGAGAAAAACUCAGUCAGUUACAAUGAAAAUGCUUUCCUUGUCACAACCAAAUCGAUGAUGUAUGUAUUAAGAAAGCCACCAAAGCAUUUUGAAGCACUGGUGGAAGAGCACUUCAGAAACCGCUCCCAAAAUAUACUUCUUGCUUGUAAGGCAUGUCUUGAAGGAGCUUCCAUUGGAUGUGCUUUUGGUAGUGGAAAAACUGAACAUGAAAACCAGAGGGGGACUUCAGCAGGAUUUAAAAUUAUGCUCGCUAAGCUCUUCCCUAAGCUUAUAGAGGCAUUGAGUGAUAAAGGAAUUGAUUGCAGUCAGUUUGUUAAUCUACAAACUACAAAAGUAACUUUACUUACAAAGAUGUAAGUAACUACCAAAAAUCCCGACCUAGAUAUUCCAAUCUUAUGUGUAAUAUUUAUACGUUUACAUAUCUGUAUAAUAUCAAAUCCAAACUUGUGGUUUGAAGGUAUGCUAUUGUUGACAAAAGGAUCAAGAGUAUCAUAAGUGUGCCUAUGAUAUGUGUAUGUAUUACAACAUAGCUUCUAGAAGUAAAAUAUGGUAUAAGAAAUACAACUAUCGGAGUGAUUUGCUUUGUCUUUCCCUCUAUUUAA
Molecule: messenger RNA, 4409 nt
Organism: Vigna unguiculata (cowpea)
Lineage: Eukaryota; Viridiplantae; Streptophyta; Magnoliopsida; Fabales; Fabaceae
Product: putative ubiquitin-conjugating enzyme E2 24
Molecular function (GO): ubiquitin conjugating enzyme activity
Source: RefSeq, a predicted model, not a curated record